AGUGCAGCACUUUACGCCCACCGGCGUCCGGAAGGUCAGCGUGUGAAGGAGGCAGUGGUAACGAGGUCUUCCCGCUGCUGCUGUGAAGCAACGGCUGAGGUCUCAACCUGGCCUGAGGCGGCGGGGAGAAGCGGGCAUUGGUUUGCUGUGACACCAUGGAGGGAGGCGGUGGCAGUGGCAACAAAACUACGGGGGGCUUGGCCGGCUUUUUUGGAGCCAGUGGAGCUGGUUACUCACACGCAGAUUUGGCCGGCGUCCCGCUAACUGGUAUGAACCCCCUGUCUCCUUACCUAAAUGUGGAUCCACGAUAUCUCGUGCAGGAUACUGAUGAGUUUAUUUUACCAACUGGAGCUAAUAAAACCCGGGGCAGGUUUGAACUGGCCUUCUUUACCAUUGGAGGAUGUUGUAUGACUGGGGCUGCCUUUGGGGCAGUGAACGGUCUUCGGCUAGGAUUGAAGGAAACCCAGACUAUGGCCUGGUCCAAACCAAGAAAUGUACAGAUUUUGAAUAUGGUGACUAGGCAAGGGGCACUCUGGGCCAAUACUCUGGGUUCUCUAGCUUUGCUAUAUAGUGCAUUUGGUGUUAUCAUUGAGAAAACACGAGGUGCAGAAGAUGACCUGAACACAGUGGCAGCCGGAACCAUGACAGGCAUGUUGUAUAAAUGUACAGGUGGGCUUCGAGGAGUUGCCCGAGGGGGUUUGGCAGGCCUAACACUUACCAGCCUGUAUGCACUAUAUAACAACUGGGAGCACAUGAAAGGGUCCUUGCUCCACCAGUCACUUUGAAGAUUCUGCCAACUCAUGGAGGACAUUUGUAGUAUCCAGUUAAUAAGUCAGUCUGGAUUUACUUUCUCCUGCCUACAGUUAGCUUGGAAAAUUGAAGAUUCUGAUUUACUGUGAUGAAGAUGAUCAUGGAUAACCAGGACCAGCAGCCCUUCUUGCUCUCAGUGAGCUGAAGCCAAAACCUUGGUGGCUGAGUAAUGUGGUUCUAUUCUCCUUUGGAGAUGACCUUGCACCUAUUUGUUCUUUCCCCUAUCCUGAACAGGAAAGUCACUCAACUCCCAGAAUUCAGGUCAUGCUUCAGUCCUUUAUCACACAAUUUGUUCAUUAAUGGAUCUGAAACUGUAAUACUCUAAUAUCCUGUACUCUAAAGGGUGAAAAUAGAACCAAAGUCAUACAACUCCAAUGUAAACUGUCUAAAUUUGAAAACAUCUGGGUAUAAAAUAAAAGUUAUUCUUGGCAUUGUUUGUAUUAAAAUGAAGGGCUACUGGUAGUAGUAACUUCUUGGAUGAGAUUUUUUUCCCUAUGGAACUGGCAAAGACCUCAGGGAUUUUCCUCAUUAGUGUAGUGUGUUAGAACAGUCCGUCCAGCACCUUACUCCAUUCUGAAUGCUGUUAACUUGCUCCUUGGAACUGAUUAUGUUUAGACAUUUCCCAGGAAGCUAAAGGAAAUGAGGGUAGAAUGUUUACUUUCUGAAUCAGUUUUAUUCCUAAGAUGAAAUUAAACAAAUGUAAUAGCACUGCAGGGUACUUA
Molecule: messenger RNA, 1532 nt
Organism: Fukomys damarensis (Damara mole-rat)
Lineage: Eukaryota; Metazoa; Chordata; Mammalia; Rodentia; Bathyergidae
Gene: Timm23b
Product: translocase of inner mitochondrial membrane 23 homolog B
Exons: 7
Coding region: 156-785 (209 amino acids)
Biological process (GO): protein import into mitochondrial matrix
Cellular component (GO): mitochondrial inner membrane; TIM23 mitochondrial import inner membrane translocase complex
Molecular function (GO): transmembrane protein transporter activity
Source: RefSeq, a predicted model, not a curated record